Molecule: messenger RNA, 2288 nt
Organism: Pipistrellus kuhlii (Kuhl's pipistrelle)
Lineage: Eukaryota; Metazoa; Chordata; Mammalia; Chiroptera; Vespertilionidae
Gene: NPSR1
Product: neuropeptide S receptor 1
Exons: 9
Coding region: 220-1332 (370 amino acids)
Biological process (GO): positive regulation of release of sequestered calcium ion into cytosol; neuropeptide signaling pathway
Cellular component (GO): cytoplasm; membrane
Molecular function (GO): vasopressin receptor activity; neuropeptide receptor activity
Source: RefSeq, a predicted model, not a curated record
CUUGCAGCUCCCGGAUCGUGACAGCUGAGGAGAGAGCGGCACGUGGAUGUGCCCUGCCUGCCGUCAGCGGCUCUUCAAUGAAGUGGGCUCCGAGGGCUCAGCGCCUCUGCUCAGCGCAGCUCCCGCCAGAGCCAGGAGCCCGGAGGUGCGGCUGCUGCCGGCUCUCAGCUCUCAGGAGAACCUGGACUCUCUCUCCCUUGCCUCUGGGCCCCCCGAGCCAUGCCAGCCAACCUCACCGAGGGCAGCGCCAACUCCAACGGGACCACGCGGACCCCGGAUUCUCACUCGGCCGGCUGCUUCCCCACAACUCCCACGGGAGAGAUGGCAGAAGAGGAGUGGGGCUCCUUCUACUCCUCCUUCAAGACUGAGCAGCUGAUAACGCUGUGGGUCCUCUUCGUUUUCACCAUCGUUGGCAACUCCAUGGUGCUGUUCUUCAUGUGGAGGCGGAAGAGGAAGUCAAGAAUGACCUUCUUUGUGACCCAGCUGGCCAUCACAGACUCUCUCACAGGACUGGUGAACAUCUUGACAGACAUUAUCUGGCGUUUCACUGGGGACUUCAUGGCGCCUGACCUGGUGUGCCGCGUGAUCCGCUACCUGCAGGUUGUGCUGCUCUACGCCUCCACCUACGUGCUGGUGUCCCUCAGCAUAGACAGAUACCACGCCAUCGUCCACCCCAUGAAGUUCCUGCAAGGAGAAAAGCAAGCCAAGGUGCUCAUCGCUACUGCCUGGGGCCUCUCCUUCCUGUUCUCCAUCCCCACCCUCAUCAUAUUUGGGAAGAGGAAGCUCUCCAACGGCGAGGUGCAGUGCUGGGCCCUGUGGCCUGAUGACUCCUACUGGACCCCGUACAUGACCGUUGUGGCCUUCCUGGUGUACUUCAUCCCUCUGGCCAUCAUCAGCGUCAUCUACGCCAUUGUGAUCCGAACCAUUUGGAGUAAAAGCAAAGCCCACGAGACGGUGAUUUCCAACUGCUCGGAUGGAAAGCUGUGCACCAGGUACAACCGAGAGCUCUUCUCAAAGGCAAAAAUCAAGGCCAUCAAAUACAGCAUGGUCAUCAUUCUUGCCUUCAUCUGCUGCUGGAGCCCGUACUUCCUCUUCGACAUGCUGGACAACUUCAGCCUCCUUCCCGACACCAAGCAGCGCUUCUACGCGUCUGUGAUCAUCCAGAACCUGCCGGCCCUGAACAGCGCCAUCAACCCCCUGGUCUACUUCGCCUUCAGCAGCAAUGUCUGCUUCCCCCACUGGGAGCAGAGAUCACGGGAUUCCAGAACCACCUGUCGGGAGAAGGUUGAGAGGCACGAAAUGCAGGCUGUGUCCAAGCCAGAAUUCAACUAGACCCCAGGGCUGUGGCAGGGCUGCACCCCACCAGCUCUCCUGGGUCCCCGUCAUUACCCGGGCACGUGCAUGGAGCCUGGGCUGAUUCCUGCGGCUUUCCUAGGCACGCUGUCUCCGCAAGCUCUUCUGCAUGUCGCUGGCUGCUAUUGUCUACCUAGCACCUCGGCCAGGAAGCGCUGGUGGGUUUAUUUUGACAAGUCUAGAGAUUGGUAUUUAUAAGCAUCAUCCAAGGGAAAUAUGACUAAAUGUUUUCUAGUCGACUUUUACCAUUGGAUUUUUCCAUAAGUGGAAAAGGAAGAAUUUAAUUUGAUAUUAUAUAUACAUCCCCGCCCACAGCUCUGGGACGCGCGUGAGCGUCUUAUUUUUAGCCUCUCAUAGAUUCUUGACAUUAAAAUCUCCUUGGCAGAAUCCUCCUUCCCAGAAUGACUCCGAGCUCAACUUUUUUACUUUUUUUCCCCCCUUCUGCUGGUGGAGUCAUUAACACGUGCAGUAUAUGUUAAUGGCGCUCCAUUCCUCAUUAUGGGGUGGACCCCGAGACAGCGUGUUUAAGGUCAUAGUGGCAUUUUUCCCAUGCAUUUCUCUUUUCAAUUCCAUGUGGCCUCGGGGAAAAUCUCUCUUUAGGCGGAAAUCAGAUUCCUCCAUCACUAUAUUCCUGAGAAUUAUUUUCUGAACCUGAACGCCGGAAUAACUUGUCUAAUAGAGAGUCUUGAAGGCCGCCUCCCUCCCCACUGACCUCCAUGUGAGCAGCCUGGGAAGCGCAGGAAGGCUGAGAAGUACUUUUUCAGGUUUCCCUUUUAAUCAAGAUGGGCCCUGAAAAACCCACGGAAUCGCUGCUCAGCUAGUCGCCUGCAUGUGCGCCAACGAACAGAGCAAACCCGGCCAGCGUCCUGGCUGGCAGAACGGGAGGCCUGGGGCCUCCUGACAGUUCUCCAUCUCUGCCAAGCUCAGGUCUGCCU